AUGAAUGGUGAUGAAUCACUGGACCAAGAUAUGGGGGACCCUUUCACGCUGGUGACUUACAAGAAGAAUAGGCCUCAAGGCAUCCCUGUAUUGUUUAAGCCAGUUGAUUCUGGAAAGUCGUUUUGGAAGGUCAAUCCCAACGUGGUAGCGAAGACUAUUCGCUCUGCGGCCCAGGAAUCAAUUCUCCGUCAUCGUGUCAACGCUGAUGGCUCCAUGUGUGUCUUCGUCCAGACGGAAGGGGCAGUGUCUAAUCUCAUGACCCUUAGUGAAGUGGCUGGGGUGGCAGUUACUGUCACCAUCCCCUCCUCAUACGUUAAUAACAUGGGGAAAAUAUAUGACGUCCCACUGGAGUAUACCGACGAGGAACUCACUUCGUAUUUGGGAGAGGAUGGCGUCAUAGCCGCUUGGCGUCAAGUGCGGCAUGUCUCUCAUGAAGAUGGGUCGGACCAGUACACCCCCCUUCGAAAUGUCAUAUUGACCUUCAAGUCCAACAGAAGGAUACCUGAGGAAGUUAAGUUUGGCUUUUCAACGCAUAAGGUGCAUGAGUAUGUGGAAAGUCCAGUGCAAUGCUAUCACUGCCAGAGGUUCGGUCAUCUUGCUCGAAGCUGUCGAUGGCCACUACGGUGCAAGUUUUGCUCUCAGCCGCACACACUCAAGGAAUGUACAGCGCGGCGCCAACCGGAAUGUGCAAACUGCGAGGGACCGCAUGCUGCUUCGCAUUCUUUAUGUCCCCGGAAGAGGGCAGCUACAAGGCGCUUUCAGGCUCGUGUUUUGACCAACACCCCUUCCCCUGGGUUCAGGAAGGCACGACGUAGUGCACAAACGGACGGAGGUUCAACUUUAGGUCUCCAGGCGGCCAAAAGUGAUGGUCGACCACAAACUACUGCGAGAUCCCAAAGGGCACCUCAGCAGGUCUCAAAACCAACAGUCAAAACCCCAAACCACAAGCAUUUAAGCCUCAACCGAGUAGGCAUGUGCGGCUGCUAG
Messenger RNA from Ornithodoros turicata, 987 nucleotides. RefSeq lists its product as uncharacterized. The record is from RefSeq and is a predicted model, not a curated record. Lineage: Eukaryota; Metazoa; Arthropoda; Arachnida; Ixodida; Argasidae. The transcript has a single exon. The coding region runs from base 1 to 987 and encodes 328 amino acids. Gene Ontology annotation, molecular function: zinc ion binding; nucleic acid binding.